This is a messenger RNA of Mercenaria mercenaria, 4179 nucleotides long. RefSeq names its product xenotropic and polytropic retrovirus receptor 1 homolog. The coding region runs from base 421 to 2298 and encodes 625 amino acids. Gene Ontology annotation, biological process: phosphate ion transport; cellular response to phosphate starvation. The record is from RefSeq and is a predicted model, not a curated record. Gene Ontology annotation, molecular function: inositol hexakisphosphate binding. The transcript is spliced from 16 exons. Lineage: Eukaryota; Metazoa; Mollusca; Bivalvia; Venerida; Veneridae. Gene Ontology annotation, cellular component: Golgi apparatus; plasma membrane; cytoplasm.
GUACACAAACGUUUACCCUCUUUUUCCAAAUUGACAGUUGUUGUUGUUGUCAUAAAUUUCAAGAGUAGGAUAAAUCUACCUGCGCACCGGUCCAAAUGGAAAAAAGGAAAACAACACAUUCUUUUCCUGAAUAAUGAUAAAAAAAAUGAGGAAGAUGACACGACAAACAAUGGUUUACAGCUGAACUGUUUAAAAACUAAGGUGAAAUAGACUGGUCCAAUAUAGAUGAAAUAGACUGCUUAAGAAUACAAUCUACUUUAACAAAAAGACUGUUUUCUUAAAAUAUUCAAGGAAAAGCUGGAUUUGAAGUUACGGACAUGCUUUGAAAGAAAUAAGAAAUUUUUACAUCCAUUUACCCAGACAGAACGCAAAUUCCAAAGUAACUUUAGGAUCAUACAAGACAAAAACUGGAAUUGAAAAAUGAAGUUUGCUGAACAUUUGGGAGCGCAUAUUACACCAGAAUGGCGGAAACAGUAUAUUCAGUACGAGUUGAUGAAGGACAUGUUGUACCAGGCCCAGGAACAGGCCCCUUCAGAAGAAGUUACUGAUGAGAGCAUUAUUCAGCGAUACUUUGCAAGAUUUGAUGAAAAUUUCUUCCAGUUCUGUGACAAGGAACUUGCUAAAAUCAACACAUUCUUUUACGAGAAAAUAUCUGAAGCGACGAGAAAGUAUGCGAGUCUGAAGGCCGAACUUCAGCAUUAUACAGAGCAUGAGAAAAAACCUUCAACUCUACAUUUACGACGUCGUAGAUCCAGCGUCGCCUUCUUUAAAGAAAAGGAGCAUAAAGAGCUCAAUAGAACACGGAAGCUGCACGAUCUGAAGCUGGCCUUCAGUGAGUUCUACCUUAGCUUGAUUCUUCUACAGAACUACCAGACCCUCAACUUUACCGGCUUCCGGAAAAUUCUUAAAAAACAUGAUAAGUUGAUGAAAACAACACGAGGGUUGGUAUGGAAGCAGACGCACGUCGACACAGCAGCAUUCUAUACAAACAAAGAAGUAGAUCAUCUCAUCUCCGAAGUUGAGACCUGGGAACCAGCAUUGAGAAUGUAUCGUGGAAUGUUUAUUGUGAUACUCGACAUAUUCCUGCUCGGUAUAAACACAUACGGUUGGAGGUCAUCAGGGGUCAAUCACGUGCUUAUUUUUGAGAUUGACCCAAGGCACCAUCUAACACACCAACAACUCAUGGAACUGUCGACAGGACUGGCAGUGAUAUGGUGUGUCAGCACACUGUUAUUUUUGUUCAGUGGAGUUUUUGGCGUAUCAGCUUACAUAUUUCCUCUGGCGCUGGCUGGCUUCCUUUUCCUAUUUCUUAUUAAUCCAAUCAAAAUUUUCCAUCAUAGUUCAAGGAUGUGGCUCCUCCGAAUAUUGUUCCGAAUAUUCACUGCACCAUUCCAUCAUGUAGGGUUCGCUGAUUUCUGGCUUGCUGACCAGUUAAACAGUUUGGCUACAGUUCUUCUUGACUUUGAAUUCAUGGCAUGUUUUUAUGCGUUUGAAGUUGACUGGAUAGGACCUGAUCAACCACAAGUUUGUACAAAGCAUGUGUAUGGAAUUCGGACAGUUGUCAGUAUUUUACCAGCAUGGUUCAGAUUCGCCCAGUGCUUGCGGCGUUACCGAGACACGAAACUAGUGUUUCCUCAUGUGAUAAAUGCAGGAAAAUAUUCCACAACGUUCUUAACAGCUUUUUUCUCUACCAUGUAUCACCUCCAGAAAGAACUGUAUGGAGACCAGCACAGACAGUCACAUGCAUUUUUCUAUCUCUGGAUUGUGUCUGCUGUAUUCAGCUCUUGUUAUACACUGACUUGGGAUCUAAAGAUGGAUUGGGGCCUUUUAGAUUCCAGCGCUGGUGAAAAUAGAUUCCUCCGAGAGGAAAUUGUUUAUGCUUAUAAGGCUUAUUACUAUUUUGCGAUUGUUGAAGAUUUUAUUCUACGAUUUAUAUGGUCCCUGACGGUAUCAAUAGGUGAAGGUUUGUUGGUGCAUAGUGAAAUACUGCGUACACUGCUGGUUUCUUUGGAAAUAUUCAGGCGUUUUGUAUGGAACUUUUUCCGCUUGGAGAAUGAGCAUUUGAACAACUGUGGUCAGUUCCGAGCUGUUCGAGAUAUAUCUAUAGCUCCGAUAGACUCGAGCGAUCUCUCUCAGCUUAUCGAGAUGAUGGAUGAAGACGAUGGAGCGUAUACCCACAGAUCUGAGAAACGUAGACUUAUCGGAAACACAGUGAAGAUCUCCAAAAGAAACAAAAAGGAGAAACAUAUAGAAGACAACGUUCCCGAUAAAAUACCAUGGAAAUUCAAGGGAGUUUGAGAGAUGGAAAAGACCACAUGUAUGACAGAGACUGAGCAUCAAGGGACUUGUGCCUAAUGUCUUAGUAUGAUAGACAAGAAUGCAUAAUAUUAGUGAAAUAAAGUGCCAUAUUCAGACUUAAUGGGACAUGCCUCCAGAUGAAAAUCAAAAUUCAAUUUUUAGCUCAACUAUCCGGAGAGUAGGUCAUGCUGUUGGACUCGCCAGGGAGUCAGCAUCUGGGUCGUCAGUGUCUUGCUUUGGUUAAGUUUUUGUAUGUGAGCUGGUUUCUCAGUAUCUACUGACAAGAAUGGAUUGAAACCUCUCAAAGUUGUUCACUCAGAUGAUCUGAUGAGUCCCUAACUCUGCUUUGCAUUUAAACAAAUUAUGUCCCUUUAUCAACUUAGCAAUUUUUGGUUAAGUUUUUUUCAUGUGAGCUGGUAUCUCAGAACCCACUUUUGGGAAUGAAUUGACACACACACUUGUUCAUUAUGAUGAUCCGAUAUGCAAUGCAGAGGUUCCAUAACACUGCUUUGCAUUUCAACAAAUUAUGCAUGCCCCCAUUCCGACUUCUGUAUUCAUUCUAUUGACAAGGCUGUUGAAUAGUCAAGCGUUCCAACAGCUUCUUUUUUAAAAAUGAUAGCCAUUGCAGUUAGACAUCAAAAAUGAUAAACCAGCAUUGUUUAAGCAGAUAGUUUUAAUUGUAUCAUAUAAAAUACAGCUUAAUUCUAAAACUAAUACUUUUAAGAGUUUUCUUCAUAAUUUUUCAAACAAAUGACAUAAAUCAGGAAGCCUGCAGCUUUAGAGCAAUUGUAAAAAUGAGAAGAUAUCUGUUGAGUGAAAAAAUGUAUAUUAUUCACCUGAAUGUAAUUGUGAACAAUGUAAGUAAUUGCCUUCGUAAGUAAGUGAGAAAUAGAACUUUUUCUCUUGUUUGUAAACGAGAAAUGAAAAUUAUUGUGAAUAAUAUUUUAAACUGGAAAUUGUUGCCCUAGAAUAUUGGUGGGAACGUGAAAUUGUUGCCAUUGAAUUGUUGUCAUUGAAUAUCAGUGAGAACUGGAAAUUAUUGCCCUUGAAUUAACAGUGAGAAUUGGAAAUUGUUGACCUGGAAUAUCAGUGAAAACUAGAAAUUAUUGGCCUUGUAUAUACAAAAUGAAUUGAAAGCUCAUAAAGAUAAUAUAAUAUAUAUAAGAAUUGAUCAUGUUUAUGCAUAUUUUAUAUUGCAUUUUGCAUAUUGCAUUAUAUUGCAUACUUGAGCUGAUGUCUUUCAUUAUUGUGUGUAAUUUAAAUGUCCAUUGUGUAAUUCUAUAGAGAAAUAAAAAAAAUAUGUAGAAAGUGGAUUAUUCUUAUCCAGUUGUGUAAAAUUUCCACUUAGUAUAAAUUAUUUCCACUCUCUAGAAUUAUCUAAGAUUUUCAGGAACUUGUAUUCCCAUAAAGGACUACACCACUACUAUAGAAAAAAAGAUAAAGGGCUGUUUACUUUUAUAUCCGAAAGUUCAGUUCAUUACAUACAACCUUUAGAUUUUUUUCGUUUCAGUGUCUUAUUUCGAGAGCUGCCAUUUUUAUCUAGCAAACAAUAGGAGCAUGUAGAUUUCAAUAGAAUGUUACAUACACAUAUUGUGGUACAGUAGGGUAACACAGUCCUUAGUAACUGAGAAAAGGCACAGAGAAAAGCUGUUUAUAUUUGGAACCUGCGUACGCUUACAUUUGAAUUGGUAGUUAUCAGCAUAUAUUCAGACUUAUAUUUCAUCUAUGCAAAAGUUAAUAGGUUGUUGCCCUUUGAAAUAUAACAACAUCAAAACAACAGUUUAUUGUCCAUAAAGAAAAAGAUUUUAGUAACUUGCAGGCUCUCUUUAUAUUAACACACCUUAAUGUUAACAAAAGACAAUAAACAGAUAUAGAAUUCUA